AUGUCGGAGAACGAUGUGUCGUACGACGAUGUGCCAUGCGAUUUGAUGAGGCUUUUAUUCACAAAGCAGCGUCCCGAGGACCUGGUAAUAGCCAUGUGCGUCUGCAAAUCAUGGCGCGCCAUAAUUCGUGAUUCUUCCUUCGUAUAUGCGCAUCUUAAACACUGUCGUCGCACCUCCCUCACCGAUCAUAAUGCCAGUUUGAUAGUGGAUGGCGCACACAACUAUGACGCUUUCCAAUUCUCCAUGCAGUAUAGCGAAGAGUUUACCGGCCACCGACACUGUAGAAUCUUAUUCGAUAAUCUAUAUUACACUGUGGAGACUUCAAGUGAUGGAUUGGUCCUACUAUCCGCCACUGGUUGCAGGCAAAAAAUGCUUUUAUGGAACCCCGCCAUAAGAAAAUUCAAGCUUGUUCCUAUUUCUGGCAUAAGAAAUCUACCUCAUUGCCGUACUGGGUUUCGUCCUGUUCAUGAGCAACAAGUUUUGGUUGUUGGGUUCGGCUGUAUUGAAUGUAAUAAUAAGUAUGACUAUAAGAUAGUUCAGGUUUUAUACUACUUCUCUGAUAACGCAUUCCAACAUUCUUAUGUUACGGUUUACUCACUGUGGAGCAAUUCUUGGAGAAGAAUCAGAGCUACUCCUCCUUGCUAUACUAACGUCGAUGUGUCCAAUGCAUUUGUUAAUGAAGCAGUGCACUGGCGGGCCGAGUCGUCUGCAGACUGUUGGGUGAUCAUGGCGUUUGAUUUGAGGGAGGAGGUGUUUCGGGAAAUACCACUACCAGAUCAUCACCAUGAUUAUUACAGUAUGUAUUGGUACAUUGCAGUGUUUGAGGAAUUACUUAGUGUAGUUUUGCACUACCAGAACCAAGAAGGGUAUGAUUUUGUUGAAAUAUGGGUGAUGAAGGAAUAUCGGGUGGUGGAUUCCUGGUCUAAACUGUUCGUUCUUGGACCGACAAGGUUCUUAUACCCUUCGGGAUAUAUGAAGAGUAGGAGGGUUUUGCUGGAAAGCAGGUUUGAAAAGCUAGUUAUAUACUAUCCCAACCAUGGACAGAGACAAGACGUCAUGCAUCCUGUUGGUUUAACCACAUACUUGGAAAGCCUUGCUUUGCUUGAUGAUUAA
Molecule: messenger RNA, 1113 nt
Organism: Vitis vinifera (wine grape)
Lineage: Eukaryota; Viridiplantae; Streptophyta; Magnoliopsida; Vitales; Vitaceae
Product: F-box/kelch-repeat protein At3g23880
Exons: 1
Coding region: 1-1113 (370 amino acids)
Molecular function (GO): protein binding
Source: RefSeq, a predicted model, not a curated record